This is a messenger RNA of Entelurus aequoreus (snake pipefish), 4730 nucleotides long. It is a transcript of the gene dhx36, whose product is annotated as DEAH (Asp-Glu-Ala-His) box polypeptide 36. NCBI's taxonomy places the organism in Eukaryota, Metazoa, Chordata, Actinopteri, Syngnathiformes, Syngnathidae. Gene Ontology annotation, cellular component: intracellular anatomical structure; nucleus; cytoplasm. The coding region runs from base 228 to 3386 and encodes 1052 amino acids. The transcript is spliced from 26 exons. Gene Ontology annotation, molecular function: G-quadruplex RNA binding; ATP binding; DNA helicase activity. The record is from RefSeq and is a predicted model, not a curated record.
CAAGAGACAAAACUGACGUCACCACAGUGCGACAUGCCGGAUAGAAACAAACGCUUGGAAUAGCUUUCUAUUGAAGGUGCACAUGUAAUAAAUCAUCAUGUUUUAGUUAGUGGAAUUACAUUGUAGGUUCAAGUCUCCGCGAAACAUCCCGUCCUGUGCCGCCACAACAACGUAAAGGGAGUGAAUGCUAAGUGUGUGAAGCUAAUUGGCUCCUCGUCAUUAGAGGUAUGAGUUGUAGACAUGGCGGUGAAGGAGGUGGAAGGAGCAGGCGAGGAGGCUAUCGAGACGGCAGCAGGGAAAGAGCCGACAGAGGACGCGGGUCCAGCGGGAGCUCAAACAACGUUGACGAGGACCAGGCUGCUAACCGCCAUCCAUCACACCUGAAAGGACGGGAGAUCGGUUUGUGGUACGCAAGAUACGGAGCCGUGAAGAAGAAACAUGCUGAGCGGAGAUCGCGGGCAGUGGUCCAGAUGGAUGAGGCCAGAGAGCAGAACAUCAUCAAGCUGCUGGAUUCUGUCCAGAACGACCAGUCGGGUGCACAACGACCAACAAGAGAUGCAAGAGCCUCUGCUUCCCACAGCUGGCGUACACCUUCUAACAAAAGUGGUCAUUGCUACUUUGAUGGAGACAUGCCCGAGCAAGUUAAACAGAAGGCUGACAUGAAAUCCGAGGAGGAAGGUUUCAUCUCUCAGGCAGUUGAAGAUGAGACUCCUGACACAUGGGAUGAUGAUGAUGAUGAUGAUGACAAGGAGGAGCAGAAGCAAGGGGAGGAGGAGAAAGAGAAACCAAAGAGAAAUGACAAAGAUUUUGAGUUUUUACUUCAGAAAAUAGCCAGAGACCAUUCACUGGAUGAGUCGUUGCGGAGAGAUCUGCAGAGGAAAAAAUCACACCCAGUGUACAAGGAGAUGCUGACAUUUAGAGAAAAAUUGCCAUCCUAUGGAAAAAAAGAGGAGCUGGUCCAGCUGAUCAACUCCAACCAAGUCCUGGUUGUGAGCGGUGAGACUGGAUGCGGGAAGACCACUCAGGUGACCCAGUUCAUUCUAGACGACCACAUCAACCGAGGCGUGGGUUCAAUGUGUCGGGUGGUUUGCACGCAGCCUCGUCGCAUCAGCGCCAUUUCGGUAGCACAGCGUGUGGCGGCAGAGAGGGCAGAAAGUGUUGGCAAUGGAAAUUCGUGUGGUUACCAAAUUCGCUUGGAAAGCCAGUUACCACGAAAACAAGGUUCGGUCCUGUACUGCACCACCGGCAUUAUCCUGCAGUGGCUUCGCUCAGACUCGCGCUUAUCGAGUAUCAGCCACUUGGUUUUGGAUGAGAUUCACGAAAGAAGUCUCCACUCUGACGUCUUGCUCACAAUUGUCAAGGACCUGCUCAACUUUCGAGAAGACCUUAAGAUCAUCCUAAUGAGCGCCACGCUCAAUGCGGAGAAAUUCUCUAAAUAUUUUGACAACUGCCCCAUGAUCCACAUCCCGGGUUUGACGUUCCCAGUGGAAGAGUUCCUCUUGGAGGACGUGGUGGAGAUGACAAGAUAUCGUCCAAAGAGUAAAGACUGUCGCCCUGCGUGGAAGAGAGGCUUCAUGAAGGGGCAUCACUCAAGACCUGAGAAGGAGGAGAAGGAGGCGGAAUACAAGGAGAGCUGGCCUUGUUAUGCUCGCACUCUACAAGCUAGAUACUCUGACAACACUAUUACUGCUCUUGAAAUGCUGGACGCUGACGACAAGAUUGACCUAGAGCUAAUCUUGGCACUUAUCCGACAUAUUGUGCUAAACGAAGGGGACGGUGCAAUCUUGGUCUUCCUGCCCGGCUGGGACAACAUCAGCAGCCUCAACGACCUACUAAUGGCGCAGCAGAUGUUCCGAUCAGAGAGCUUUGUUAUCAUCCCGCUGCACUCGCUCAUGCCCACUAUUAAUCAGACACAGGUGUUCAAAAGGCCGCCUCCUGGGGUGCGAAAGAUUGUUAUUGCUACCAAUAUAGCCGAGACAAGCAUCACCAUAGAUGAUGUGGUUUAUGUGAUCGAUGGAGGGAAGAUUAAGGAAACUAACUUUGACACCAACAACAACAUCAGCACCAUGACAGCCGAGUGGGUGAGCUUGGCCAACGCCAAGCAGAGGAAAGGACGUGCUGGCCGUGUGUGUCCAGGGAAGUGUUAUCAUUUCUACAACGGUCUCAGAGCCAGCCUGCUGGAUGACUACCAAUUACCCGAAAUCAUGAGGACACCCCUGGAGGAACUGUGCCUGCAAAUCAAGAUAUUGAAGCUCGGCAGCAUUGCUGUCUUCCUGCAGAAAACGAUUGACCCCCCCGCUGAAAAGGCUGUCCAUCUGGCCAUCAAGAACCUCCAAAACCUGAAUGCCUUGGAUCAUUCCGAGAAUCUGACAGCGCUCGGUGUCCAUCUGGCCCGCCUGCCCGUAGAGCCUCACAUUGGGAAACUCAUCCUGUUUGGAGCUCUGCUUGGCUGCCUUGACCCGGUGCUCACCAUUGCCGCAUCUCUCAGCUUCAAAGACCCUUUCUUCAUACCCCUGGGCAAAGAAAAGAUGGCGGACAUGAGGAGGAAAACCUUGUCUAGAAACUCCAAGAGUGACCACCUCACUGUAGUCAAUGCCUUUCAGGGCUGGGAGGAUGCUAAACAACGUGGUGCACGUUGUGAGAGGGACUACUGCUGGGACAACUUCCUCUCUGCCAACACACUCAAGAUGCUACAAAACAUGAAGGGACAGUUUGCUGAGCAUCUCAUGCAUACAGGCUUUGUCAGCAGCAGGUACCCUAAAGACCCCAAAUCUAAUGUCAACUCAGAUAACGAGAAGCUCAUCAAAGCUGUGAUCGUAGCUGGUCUGUAUCCUAAGGUAGCCAUGAUCCGACCUUCCCACAGCAGAAAGAGGCCCGGGGUAAAAGUCUACACACAGCCUGAUGGAAAGGUGUGCAUCCACCCCAAGUCUGUCAAUUAUGAGGAGACAAAGUUCAACUACACGUGGCUCAUCUAUCACCUCAAGAUGAGAACCAGCAGCAUCUUCCUGUACGACUGCACCGAGGUGUCGCCGUUCUCCCUGCUCUUUUUCGGAGGCGACGUCACGAUCCAGAAGGACGAGGACCAGGAGACCAUAGCGGUGGACCAGUGGAUCGUCUUCAGGUCACCAGCGCGCAUCGCCCACCUGGUCAAGAGUCUGAAGAAAGAGAUGGAUUCUCUGCUGGAGGACAAGAUACGGAACCCGGCUCCUGUUGACUGGCAGAACCGCCAAUCCAAAGACUGCGCGGUCAUCACGGCGAUCAUAGACCUCAUCACUACACAGGAAACAGCGACAGUGACGGGCGGCGCUGGAGGCCACCACAGCACAUGGACGCCCAGCGGACAACACAUUCACUUCCAUGAUGACCAGGAUGAUGGCAACAAUUAAAAGAGCCAGUAGGAGUAUGACAGGUUAGUUAACUACUUAUCAAUGAUCUUUUAUUGCAAGAACCUGCAAUUACAACUUGGACUCUAAGGACCUUGCAAUAAAUAAACAAGGCGUUGUAUUCACCCUUUUUAAAGUGUAGUGUUAUGAACAAUAAACUUCUAUAUACUUUAUAGAAUAGUCAAUGUACAGCUUGUAUAGUAGUACCGAUCUACUGUCUACUAAAAUGACUCAACACAGCCAUUAUUGCGUACAUACAGUACAGGCCAAAAGCUUGGACACACCUUCUCAUUCAAUGUGUUUUCUUUAUUUCCAUGACUAUUUACAUUGUAGAUUGUCACAUCAAAACUAUGAAUGAACACAUGUGGAGUUAUGUACUUAACAAAAAAAGGUGAAAUAACUGAAAACAUAUUUUAUGUUCUAAUUUCUUCAAAAUAGCCACCCUUUUCUCUGAUUACUGCUUUGCACACUCUUGUUAUUCUCUCCAUGAGCUUCAAGAGGUAGUCACCUGAAAUGGUUUUCACUUCACAGGUGUCAUAGUUUUGAUGUGACAAUCUACAAUCUAAAUAGUCAUGAAAAUAAAGAAAAUGCAUUGAAAUGAGAAGGUGUGUCCAAAUGUUUGGCCUGUACUGUAGAGCAGUACAACAUAAUAAGUAUAACAGCUACAGUAUUGUCCCUUAGAAAUGUGAGAUGUGCAUUCACGAUGUAGAUUAAACCGACUGAAUUGAACAUUUAUUUAGGGACCCAUCACUCAAAUCAAACUGUACAAAACACAACUUUGAAAUAUUCAGAAUGUUCCCAAAAUGCACACCAUUGAUAUACUCUGUAAGUGUUAAAAAUGUAUUAAAUAUGUUGUUUACCUGUUAUUGUAUGUAAAGGAUCCAGUGGCGGGCCGUGCGUUUCCCACCUAGUUCUUCAUUGAUGUCCGACUUCAAUGAUUACCUCUCAAAAUAGCAUCACUGAUGUCACCACAUGACCAUUGCUGGAGAAAUAUUAUACAAGAACACAUUUACAAUCAAACCCUUUGCUCUGAUUACUGCUUUGCACUCUUGGAAUUCUCUCCAUGAACUUCAAGAGGUAGUCACCUGAAAUGAUUUUCACUUCACAGGUGUGCUUGAAGCUCAUGGAGAGAAUGCCAAGAGUGUGCAAAACAGUAGUCAGAGCAAAGGGUGGCUAUUUUGAAGAAACUAGAAUAUAAAACAUGUUUUCAGUUAUUUCCCUUUUUUUUUUAAGUACAUAACUCCACAUGUGUUCAUUCAUAGUUUUGAUGUGACAAUCUACAACAGGGGUCCCCAAACUUUUUGACUCGGGGGGCCGCAUUGGGUUAAAAAAAUUUGGCCAGGGGCC